Molecule: messenger RNA, 486 nt
Organism: Penicillium digitatum Pd1
Lineage: Eukaryota; Fungi; Ascomycota; Eurotiomycetes; Eurotiales; Aspergillaceae
Source: RefSeq, a predicted model, not a curated record
AUGAUGGUCUCGACUUCCGCCAGACCUGGAACCCUCGUACUGUCCUCCUAUUACAAAGAGGAAAAUGAUGCGCUGAAAUGGAAGGAUGUUGAUCUAUAUAUGGUCAAACACCCCGAUUAUCCUGAUGCCCAACUUCUUCUCAUGAGGGUUAGGCACAGGCUCAACAAGGGAAAAAGAAAUCAAGGAGCCCCGCCUACAUUUACUUAUACUGAAAGAAACGACAAUCUCGGACCAUGUGUUAUUCAGGAUAUACUUAUGUAUGCCUUUCUUGAUGAUGCAUUUGCAAGCCCGCAUAUCAAAUUCCCUCGAGAUAUUUGGCGCUUCACAAAAGUUCCAGACCUUCGCCAUAGCACUCCUAUUCAUUUUAAGGAUAGCCUAAAAAACAUUCCUGUUUUCAGGCGCGCUGUGAGAACAAAACACGGAGCUUGGGUCACUGACUGUAAGGUCGGCUUUUCAUAUUCCCAGGCACAGGAAUACGAAAAGUAG